This is a messenger RNA of Vanderwaltozyma polyspora DSM 70294, 1893 nucleotides long. RefSeq lists its product as uncharacterized. Bases 1 to 1893 code for a protein of 630 amino acids. Lineage: Eukaryota; Fungi; Ascomycota; Saccharomycetes; Saccharomycetales; Saccharomycetaceae. The record is from RefSeq and is a predicted model, not a curated record. Gene Ontology annotation, cellular component: protein phosphatase type 2A complex; cytoplasm. Gene Ontology annotation, biological process: protein dephosphorylation. Gene Ontology annotation, molecular function: protein phosphatase regulator activity; protein binding. The transcript has a single exon.
AUGGUCUUUGACAACAAUCAUACAAGUUUUCAUCCAGAAAGAGGUACAUAUGAUUCAAAUGAAUCAUUUGCAUUAUCCUUAUUUCUAUCUGAAUUGAAUCAUGAAGAAGCAGCAAAUAGAAUUGAAGUUAUAAAAAAAUGGAAAACAAUUUCUAUUUUAUUAGGCCCAGAAAAAACAAGAGAACAGCUUUUACCUCAUUUAUUGGAGGUUGCUCAAGAUGACGAAGAUGAGGUAUUGUCAUUUUUGUCAGAGGAAGUAAACAAUAUGUUACCUUACAUUGGUGGUAUUGAACAUGUAACAUGCUUGCUAAAUAUAUUGGAAAUUCUAGCUACAAAAGAGGAAACUAUUGUUAGGGAAAAGGUAAUUCCAACACUAAAAUAUUUUACCGAACAUGCAUCAGAGACGCAGCUUAUUUAUGAUAUCGUUCCAUUGAUUGAAAGGUUAACUAAAGCUGUCUGGUUCUUUGCAAGAGUUUCAGCUACAAAUUUGUAUGAGGUAGCUUUGUCAAAAUUAGAUAACAUUAUAAUUAUCAAUAAUUUACUAUCUCUUUUCUUACAACUAAUCGAAGAUGAAACUCCAAUGGUACGCCGUUCUGCGGCAAAUGCCUUUCCCAAAAUUCUCAAUACAAUCAUUAUUAAACAAAAUGAGCUUGAUAACGACAUUUGGAUAUACAUCUCAACUGUUUUGAAAAAAAUUAGUUCUGAUAGACAAGAUACCGUAAGAGCAUUGUCAGUUUAUAGUGUCAUAACUUUACUUCAAUCUGAUGAAAUUAAUAACAAGGAAAAAUAUAAUGGUUUUCUAUUUAAAGUAGUGAAUAAAAUGAUCCAAGAUGAAGCAUGGAGAGUACGUUGCUCAAUUGCAGAAAAUUGUGAUAUUUUAUUGUCACUUCUAAAUGAUGAAAAUGAUACAAACCAUUCGUUUCUUAAGCUAUUACUGUCAUUAUGCGAUGACAACGAAAUCGAAGUCAGAAAAGUGAUGGGAAAAAGGUUGUAUUUGCUAGCUGAUUCUUUGAAAAAUAAAACGUUGAUUUUAGCUUAUUUCAUAUCUUACAUUCAAAAUCUAAGCAUGGAUGAGAAUGAGACGGUUAGAGCUUCAUUGGCAAUGACUGUCGGAAAUAUCUCCUCAAAUCUAGGUAAAGAAGAAACAAUAGUCAACCUAGUACCUAUAUAUUUAAGCAUGUUGAAGGAUGAAUUUCCUGAAGUUAGGCUAAAUAUAAUUGGAAAUUUGAAGAUUGUUAAUGAUAUUAUUGGUGCUAAAAUUUUAUCCGACGUUUUGCUACCAGUUCUUUUUGAACUUGGAAAAGAUAUGAAUUGGAGAAUUAGAAUUGCUAUUGUAGAAUAUAUCCCAAUAUUGGCUGGACAAUUAGGUGUUGAGAUAUUUCAUUUACAAUUGACAGAAUUAUGUUAUUCUUGGUUAUGGGAUACUGUUCAUGUCAUCCGAGAAGCUGCAAUCAAGAAUUUAACUUUGUUAACAGAGAUAUUUGGAAAAGAUUGGUCAAGAGAAAAUAUUAUCAGGAGAUUAGUUAGCUCGGAUAAAGAGAUCUUAGAAAAUUUUGCCUAUCGUUCAACUAUUUUGUCUGCACUAACUGCAUUAACAGGAGUGGUAGAUUGUGAUAUUAUAGAACAGGAUAUUAUUCCCUUCGUUUCUGGCUUAGAAAACGACCCAGUACCUAAUAUUCGUUUUACUGUCUCCAAAAGUUAUGGGGUGAUAGCCAAGAGAUUAUAUCAGCUAGAUGGUCAAGUAGACAUAGUGGACAUGUUAAUUUUACCAUCCUUAAUAAAUCAUUUAUCUGAUAAGGAUCAAGAUGUUCAAUAUUUUUCGAAGCAGGCUUUAGAUCAAUGUCAAAAAUUACGCAAGGAAUACGACUCAAGAUAUCGACAUGGCAACAACUGA